Chaetomium globosum CBS 148.51 is the source of this 1653-nucleotide messenger RNA. RefSeq lists its product as uncharacterized. The transcript is spliced from 2 exons. Lineage: Eukaryota; Fungi; Ascomycota; Sordariomycetes; Sordariales; Chaetomiaceae. The record is from RefSeq and is a predicted model, not a curated record. Bases 1 to 1653 code for a protein of 550 amino acids. Gene Ontology annotation, biological process: regulation of DNA-templated transcription. Gene Ontology annotation, molecular function: zinc ion binding; DNA-binding transcription factor activity, RNA polymerase II-specific.
AUGGAAGCGCUGCCAAAUACCUCCCAAGCUUCUAUUGCCAAUCCAGAACCCGACACUGCCGGUAGUGAAUCUCGAUUAUCCGCUCCUCCACCAAAGCGGAUCCAACUGACUACAUCCAGAACACGCCGGGUUAAGUGUGACGAGCAAAAGCCUCUUUGCCGCCGAUGCGUCCAAGCGGGCCGGUUAUGCGGUGGCUACAAGGACGAAAGCAAAGUGCCGGUGGCUUUGAAGCCUGCCCUAAGGAUAGGGGUCGCGGCAGACAGCGGGACAGAGAGGCUAACCUACCUCGCUACCCAUGUCCUGUGUCUGGACAACAACGGCCGCCCCGUGCAAGAGGACGGUGCCUGGGGACGUAUAUUUCUCCAGUUAUCGAACCAAGUCGCAUGUGUCAAGGCUGCAGCCGCCGCGUUUGGGGCCGCGUACGAAUCAUUGCUUGACAACGCCAUCGAGCGAAACCCCUGUUCCGCCUGGCGUUACUACGGCUCGGCUCUGACAAAACUCCAGUCGGAUAUCAACAACGGGACUGCCGGGCCGGAGUCGCUAGCUUUGGCAUCCAUGGUCCUAGCCUGCACCGAGAUCCUCAGCCAACACGAAACAAAUGCAUUCGCCCAUUUUCUUGGGGCAGUACAGAUCCUGACCCAGAGCCAACACGGAUGCCAGGGGGCUCCUAGGUCAUCUGCUCACAUUCUCAGCACGGUCAAAGACGAACUAGUCAAAUUUGACGUUUUGAUUGGCAGCUACGCCAUAUCUCAGACACCCGCAUUCAUGUAUCUGGAAUCCAACUGGCAAGGUGCCGCCCCUGGAGAUGAUGUGUUCCACGAGCCGGAGCUUGCCAUCAACUCCGCGAUGCUCUGCCUCCAUCGAUCAUACCGGUUCGUGGAGUCGGCUGCAAAACUGCGGUACACGUAUCCGAGCUGGAAAGAUCAUGAUCCCGUUAUGUGCGAGGGCCAAUCCGAUGCCGUGGCCCAGUGCCGUUCAGUUCUUAAUGGCCUGGGGGCGCUGGCCACGAGGUUGCAAGCCCAGUAUUCUUCCGCUAUAUCCACACUAAGGGAUUCAGAGACACUGGCCGAGAUUUAUGCUCUCCGCACGCAGCUCACGGCAGCUAUAAUUUAUAUUCUCUGCACCCACAGCCCGCUCCAAACGACAUACGAUGAACACCAGCUUCUAUUCCAAAGCAUCGUGAGUGACGCGGCAGCCUCAGCGCGGCUGAGGCGGCGGGCCCAAGCCAGGCGCCCUUCAAGCGCUUCUCAACACGCCCCGGCAUUGUUCAGCUCCCUUCUUCAUCGUCAGCAUGAAGUGCAAGAGAUUCCGCCGCUACGUUGCCCUGGGCAACGAACGUUGCUCAACGAGCAGAGUCGAGAGGGGCCGACCGAUGGACACAUCAUGGCGGCGAUUGGUGCUCGGCUGGCUGCGAUUGAGACAGCGGGCACUGUGCCUUCUCCUCGAGGGGCGCCACAGGCUGCAUGUAACGUCCCCGAGGAUCGGAGGGUCCACGGUUAUGGUGUAUCCCCUCCGAAACUAAAUGGCGAGGGCCAUCGUGUUGUGGAAAUUGAGUUUAGCAGGCCCAAGGUGCCUCUUGUGCAAGGGUGGGGGGACGUUGAUUAUACAGAUCUGGGUAGUUGGGUGUUCUGGUCGGAAACUGUCAACAUAUAA